Molecule: messenger RNA, 1383 nt
Organism: Mustela lutreola (European mink)
Lineage: Eukaryota; Metazoa; Chordata; Mammalia; Carnivora; Mustelidae
Product: transmembrane protease serine 11B-like protein
Exons: 10
Coding region: 1-1383 (460 amino acids)
Biological process (GO): proteolysis
Cellular component (GO): extracellular region; plasma membrane
Molecular function (GO): serine-type endopeptidase activity
Source: RefSeq, a predicted model, not a curated record
AUGCCAAUUAAUGGGAGCAGAAAAGUAAGGAAAGGAUAUGGAGCAAAGAUUAAAGAACCAAGUGGACAACAAAGUCGUCUUGGUGGAGCUGAACGCCUAGAAGGUGAAGUAAAUACUACCCAUCCCCGAAAGGUGGACAAACCGGUCACAGCUUCCCGUCCAUCUUUGCCAGUAUGGAUGAUUGCCCUCAUUGUGUUUGGAGUGUUGGCAAUCCUGGGAAUAACUAUUGGUCUCCUGGUUCAUUUUCUGGCAGUAGAAAAUACAACCUACUACUACCAAGGUAGAUUUACAGUUUUGGAUAUUCCAUAUAACAGUAAUUAUCAAAGAGAGACGUCACUGGAAAAUAACUAUCUUAGCAAAAUUCUUGAGACUAAGAUGGUUGAUGCAUUUCAAAGUUCUAGUAUUUACAGACAAUAUAUCAAUUCUCAAGUCAUCACACUGGUUCCUCAUGACAACAGUGUCACUGCACAUAUAUGGCUAGUAUUCAAGGCUUCCAGGUCAAUGAAGGAAAACACAAGAAGAAGAAUUGAAAGCAUCUUACGUCAGAUGCUGAGGAACCAUGCAGGCUCUCUGACCACAGAUCCUAAUUCUCUCAGGCUCAUGGAAAUCAGUAAGGUUGAUGCUGAAAAGAUUAUCAACAACCGCUGUGGGACACGAGCAAGGAUGUCAGCUACAUAUGACAGAAUCAGGGGAGGUUCCAACGCUGAGAGAGGAGAAUGGCCAUGGCAAGCAACUCUCAAAAAAAACGGCCAACACCACUGCGGGGCAUCUUUGAUCAGUGAAAGAUAUUUGGUGACUGCAGCUCACUGCUUUCAAAAGACAAACAAUCCAAAAAACUAUACUGUCAGCUUUGGCACCAGAGUAAAUCCCCCCUAUAUGCAACAUUACGUUCAACAAAUUAUUGUUCAUGAAGACUACAUCCAGGGUGAACAUCAUGAUGAUAUUGCAGUUAUACAGCUCACUACAAAAGUCUUGUUUCAGAAUGAUGUACAUCGAGUUUGCCUUCCUGAAGCCACACAGGUUUUUCCACCAGGUGAAGGAGUUGUUGUUACAGGAUGGGGAGCACUUUCAUAUAAUGGUAAAUACCCAGAGGUACUUCAGAAGGCACCUGUGAAGAUCAUUGACACAAACACUUGUAAUUCUAGGGAAGGAUAUGAUGGUUUGGUAUCCGACACAAUGCUAUGUGCUGGGUACUUGGAAGGAAAUAUAGAUGCCUGCCAGGGUGACUCUGGAGGUCCACUAGUUCAUCCCAAUUCUCGAAAUAUCUGGUACCUCGUUGGAAUCGUGAGCUGGGGAGAAGAAUGUGGUGAAGUCAAUAAGCCAGGGGUCUAUAUGCGAGUGACUGCCUACCGCAACUGGAUUGCCUCCAAGACCGGUAUCUAA